This is a messenger RNA of Saprolegnia parasitica CBS 223.65, 612 nucleotides long. RefSeq lists its product as hypothetical. Bases 1 to 612 code for a protein of 203 amino acids. The record is from RefSeq and is a predicted model, not a curated record. The transcript has 2 exons. NCBI's taxonomy places the organism in Eukaryota, Oomycota, Saprolegniomycetes, Saprolegniales, Saprolegniaceae.
AUGACCGACAACGAGCGCAAGCAGACGGGGGAUCGUCCGACGCCGCCCGACGCGCUCGCCCUUCCGCACGUCGUCGAGGCCAUUGCGAUGUGCUUGAGCGACCAGGACGACUUUAGCAGCCAUCUGCACGCGGUGCCACGAUCUCUCUGGACGCCGGCGCUCUCGGCCUUUCUCGACUGCAACUCGACAACGCCGCAUUCGGUCCGCGCCAACUGGCCGCACAUCAAGCUGCGCGACAUGGACUUGCAGCCUUCGGUCUUGGCGCUUCUCGCGGCGACGCUGCCGCUGCGUCCACGUAUUCAACUGCAUUGCUUCAUCCUGGACGCAACGCAACUGGCCUCACUCGUCGCCGUCCUUGGCCCUGCGCUCAGCAGCGUCCGUCUUCAUUUUCUUGGCCACCACGUGGUCGAUCGCCAAGUCCACGCGAUCUCUAGUCUCCUCUUGCAGCGCUGCCCGCGUCUGUGGCAAGUGUCCAUCCGCGUGGGGAUCAACUGGGCGACCGACAUUGUCGAGCUCAACGGCCUGCUCGAUGUCGUCGCCCACCCGCAUGUCCACGACUUCCCGCGACCACCGUACCACGACUCGGCCAUCUCUUGGAUUCUUGGCUCUUGA